GGGAGAUCCGGCUGGAGGGGAGGCUCCGACUCUCCUUCCUUCCUGGUUCCUACAGCAGCUGCUGCCACUGCUCAGCUCCGUGAGAGCGAGCAGGCGACUCGGAGACGGUGACUCAGAGGCAGAGCGGCGCGGGCCAAGGAGCACUGGCGUCCACGGGCCCUGGGGGCCCCUGAGGACCAGGUGACGUCCUUCCCCUUCCACUCUGUUCUGCGUCCUCAGCAGGGAGUGGCCACUCCCUUCUCCAUGGACUUUCAGCAGAGGGACCCUCCCUCCCUGGCCGAGAGCACUCAGCCUGUAAAACUCAGCAGUGCCCAGCAGGCCUCCGAGCUCUGGGAGGUGGUGGAGGAACCCCGCAGCAGGCCGGGGACCGAAGGUGUCAUGCCGGAGCGGCAGGAAGGCCACCUGCUCAAGAAGAGGAAGUGGCCCCUGAAGGGCUGGCACAAGAGAUACUUUGUGCUCGAGGAUGGAAUCCUUCACUAUGCCACUACUCGGCAAGACAUCACCAAGGGGAAGCUUCAUGGCUCCAUCGAUGUCCGACUGUCUGUCAUGUCCAUCAACAAAAAGGCCCAGCGCAUUGACCUUGACACCGAAGACAACAUCUACCACCUCAAGAUCAAAUCCCAGGACCUGUUCCAGAGCUGGGUGGCCCAGCUGCGCGCUCACCGCCUGGCCCAGCGCCUGGACAUGCCCCGAGGCCCACCGCCCAGCUCCACUCACCGGAAGGUUCCUGGUGCCCAGCUUCUAGGAGCAGGGGGCACCUCGGCUCUACCUGGCGUUGGGGCUCGAGAGAAGGUGUCUUCCUGGCUGAGGGACAGUGACGGGCUGGAUCGCUGCUCUCAUGAGCUCUCCGAGUGCCAGGGGAAGCUCCAGGAACUCCACAGACUGCUCCAGAGCCUGGAGUCUCUGCACCGCAUCCCCUCCGCCCCCGUCAUCCCCACACACCAGGCCUCAGUGACAACCGAGAGGCCCAAGAAGGGGAAACGGACCAGCCGCAUGUGGUGCACACAGAGCUUUGCCAAGGACGACAGCAUCGGGCGGGUCGGGCGUCUCCACGGCUCUGUUCCGAACCUGUCUCGCUACCUGGAGUCCCGGGACCCCUCGGGCCCCCGGGGGCUGCCCCCUCCAGACUAUGCCCACUUGCAGCGCAGUUUCUGGGCCCUGGCGCAGAAGGUGCACAGCUCCCUCAGCAGCGUCCUGGCCGCACUCACCGCUGAACGGGACCGACUGAGGGACCUGCACCAGGGCACUGAGCUGCCAAGGAUGGGGGUCUCUGAGGCCUCGGCCAGCUCCAGGCGCCUCCACUCGCUGUCCGCCUCCUCGGACACCACUGCAGACUCCUUCAGCUCCCUCAACCCGGAGGAGCAAGAAGCUCUGUACAUGAAGGGGCGGGAGCUGACCCCACAGCUGUCCCAGAGCAGCAUCCUGUCUCUCGCCGACUCCCACACAGAGUUCUUUGACGCCUGCGAGGUUCUACUGUCUGCCAGUUCUUCUGAGAAUGAGGGCUCCGAAGAGGAAGAGUCAUGCGCCAGUGAAAUAACCACCAGCCUGUCUGAGGAGGUGCUGGACCUCCGGGGAGCCGAGCGCUGUCAGAAAGGGGGGUGUGUUCCAGGGAGAGCAGCAGGGCCAGCCCGCCGCAGCUGCCUGCCAGCAGCCAGUGGCCCUGGGGCUGACGUGAGCCUGUGGAAUAUCCUGCGGAACAACAUCGGCAAGGACCUGUCGAAGGUGUCGAUGCCCGUGCAGCUCAACGAGCCACUCAACACCCUGCAGCGACUCUGCGAGGAGCUGGAAUACAGCAGCCUCCUGGACCAGGCCAGCCGCAUCGCGGACCCCUGCGAGCGCAUGGUGUACAUCGCCGCCUUCGCCGUCUCGGCCUACUCCUCCACUUACCACCGGGCCGGCUGCAAGCCCUUCAACCCUGUGCUGGGGGAGACCUACGAGUGUGAGCGGCCUGACCGGGGCUUCCGCUUCAUCAGCGAGCAGGUCUCCCACCACCCCCCCAUCUCGGCAUGUCACGCGGAGUCUGAGAACUUCGUCUUCUGGCAAGACAUGAAAUGGAAGAACAAGUUCUGGGGCAAAUCCCUGGAGAUUGUGCCGGUGGGGACCGUCAAUGUCAGCCUGCCCAGGUUUGGGGACCACUUUGAGUGGAACAAGGUGACGUCCUGCAUCCACAAUAUCCUGAGCGGCCAGCGCUGGAUUGAACACUACGGAGAGGUGCUCAUCCGGAACACGCAGGACAGCUCCUGCCACUGCAAGAUCACCUUCUGCAAGGCCAAGUACUGGAGCUCCAACAUCCAUGAGGUGCAGGGCGCCGUGUUCAGCCGGAGCGGCCGCGUCCUCCACCGGCUCUUUGGGAAGUGGCACGAGGGGCUGUACCGGGGGCCCCCACCUGGUGGUCAGUGCAUCUGGAAACCCAACUCAAUGCCCCCAGACCACGAACGAAACUUCGGCUUCACUCAGUUUGCCCUGGAGCUGAACGAGCUGACGUCGGAGCUGAAACACUCUCUGCCUUCCACGGACACGCGGCUGCGGCCCGACCAAAGGUAUCUGGAGGAGGGGAACAUACAGGCCGCUGAGGCCCAGAAGAGAAGGAUCGAGCAGCUCCAGCGAGACAGGCGCAAAGUGAUGGAGGAGAACAACAUCGUUCACCAGGCCCGCUUCUUCAGGCGGCAGACAGACAGCAGUGGGAAGCAGUGGUGGGUGACCAAUAACACGUACUGGCGGCUGCGGGCCGAGCCGGGCUACGGGAACCUGGAUGGAGCUGUGCUCUGGUAGCCCUGGCCCCGGGGCAGGGGGCUCCGCUCCUCCCUCCUGCCUCCGCCCCCCACGGACACAUGGACGAGGCCAGGCUCCCCACUCACUGUCCUGGAUGCUGAGGGGGCAGCCCCGGUUCUCAUCUUCUCCCCUCUGCUGGCCAGAGGGGCUGCAUCUCAGCCUAUUGCCACCCCAUGUUUGGGGUGCAAAGCAGAAUCUGUGCUCCCCCAGUCUCGUUGCCCCAGAUAAUCGGCAUGUAAGACCCGUCUUGCUGUCUUUCCUUUACCCCCGUGCACUUGGGGGAGAUGCCAGUCUCUCCGUGAUCUGUUCCCCAUUUCAGUGCCUUCCUAGGACACAGGGGACUCCUCGAUGCUCCCCAGUCUCCCUCUGCCCAGGGCUCUGGCCCCGGCUGUGAGGUUGGAUGCAUGAAAGAGAGGAGACAGCCUGUGUUUUCUCUCCCUGCCACCCGUGCCCACCUCCAGCGUCUCCCCGGGCCCCGGCCCCAGCGAGCCUCCCUCUGCUCAGCUCCUGGCAGCUCUCCCAUCUGGCCGGUCCCCUCCCCUGACUGCAAAACAGCCUGCAGCUUCCAGCUCCUUCCUUGGUCCUCAAGUGGUUUCCUUCAGACUCAGCUCAUCGAAUCCCCCCAGAGCCGACAAGUCUUCUCCAAGAAGUGGGGAGCAGACUGGACAGAUGGGGCGCCUGGCCUCAGACCCACUGGGGGUGCGUGAGCACAAGUGAGGGUGUGUCUGCGUCGGUGCGCAUGUGUGAGUGUUGAGUGUGCGCCCGUGUGCUGCUCGCAGGCGAGCGGAUCCCUGGUGUGGCCCGGAUGACCCAGCUGGGUGUCCGCCACCAUUGCUGCUCAUUCUCGCACAGUCUGCCUCUGAUGAAGGUGAACUGCUAUGACAUUCCAAGCUCCAAUAAAGAC
Condylura cristata (star-nosed mole) is the source of this 3676-nucleotide messenger RNA. It is a transcript of the gene OSBPL7, whose product is annotated as oxysterol binding protein-like 7. The transcript is spliced from 23 exons. Gene Ontology annotation, molecular function: cholesterol binding. The record is from RefSeq and is a predicted model, not a curated record. NCBI's taxonomy places the organism in Eukaryota, Metazoa, Chordata, Mammalia, Eulipotyphla, Talpidae. Gene Ontology annotation, cellular component: plasma membrane; intracellular membrane-bounded organelle; perinuclear endoplasmic reticulum. The coding region runs from base 244 to 2772 and encodes 842 amino acids.